Messenger RNA from Suricata suricatta (meerkat), 1007 nucleotides. RefSeq names its product platelet factor 4-like. The transcript is spliced from 3 exons. Gene Ontology annotation, biological process: neutrophil chemotaxis; antimicrobial humoral immune response mediated by antimicrobial peptide; inflammatory response. Lineage: Eukaryota; Metazoa; Chordata; Mammalia; Carnivora; Herpestidae. Bases 422 to 733 code for a protein of 103 amino acids. Gene Ontology annotation, molecular function: CXCR chemokine receptor binding; chemokine activity. The record is from RefSeq and is a predicted model, not a curated record. Gene Ontology annotation, cellular component: extracellular region.
UGCCAGUUGGGAAGGAAACAGAAACUGUCUCCGGUCUGAAGGCACCGGCUGUAUAAAUUGCAACAUGGAGAUCACAGAGAACUCUGCAAUAACACAUAACCAAGGCAACAGACAGCUUCAAAUGCUGUUUCUAACUGCACUCUUGUGCAUGUAUAUGAAUUUAGUUGGGGUGUUGAUCCUGCUCCCAGCUCCCAGCCAAGACAGCUGACUGCAGGCUUUUUUUUUCCUGCUAAUCUUGGCUGACCAUAGCCUAACUUCCCAGAAGUGUGGCCCGUUCCCCCACCAUCCGAACCAUGCUUCCGGAAAGGACAGGGUGGACAGUGGGGAUAAAACCAGUCUGGAGAGUCUUGGGAGCCACUGGCCUUUAAAGCCAAGGCCCCAACUGUCUUUGCUCUCUUGCUCCUGCUGGCACCUGCUGGACAUGAAGCUUGUAUCCCAGGUAUUCAACCCCAGGGCAAGCUCGGGGCUGCUGCUCCUGGGGCUGCUGCUCUUGCCAGCUGUGGUCGCCCUCCCCGGAGUGGACCCAGAAGAAGAUGAGCACCUGCGCUGCGUGUGUGUGAAGACCAUCUCCAGACUCCAUCCCAAGAACAUCAACAGCCUGGAGGUGAUAGGUGCCUCAGCCCACUGCCCCGUUCCCCAGAUGAUAGCUACUCUGAAGAAUGGUAGGAAAAUGUGCCUGGACCUGAACGCCCCUCUGUAUAAGAAAGUAAUCAGGAAGCUUUUGCAGAGCUAGCUGCUAGCUACCUGACUCUGUACGUUUGCAAUGCGGCAUGGGUUUUGUUUUAUUCAUUUUCAGUUUAAUGUGGAAAAAUCUUCUGACGUUUUUUUAUUGUCCUCCAAAUUCUGAAUAAACAAAGUAAGUUGAUGUGUGGUAUAUUUCUUAAUAGAGCAAAGAAAUAGUGUUGACACAUCGCAAAUUCAGUUAAAAGAAAAUCUCCAGAAUUUUAAGCAAAAAAUAUACUUGAAUGGAAGUAUGGUUUAAUAAAGACUGGCUUCAUUUAGUGUUA